Messenger RNA from Epinephelus fuscoguttatus (brown-marbled grouper), 5882 nucleotides. It is a transcript of the gene esr2b, whose product is annotated as estrogen receptor 2b. Gene Ontology annotation, biological process: cellular response to estradiol stimulus; regulation of DNA-templated transcription; estrogen receptor signaling pathway. Gene Ontology annotation, molecular function: sequence-specific DNA binding; nuclear receptor activity; steroid binding. The transcript is spliced from 10 exons. Lineage: Eukaryota; Metazoa; Chordata; Actinopteri; Perciformes; Serranidae. The coding region runs from base 567 to 2513 and encodes 648 amino acids. The record is from RefSeq and is a predicted model, not a curated record. Gene Ontology annotation, cellular component: nucleus.
AAAAAACACAGGAGGAGCUACUAUUUUUUUUACGAUUUUUUUUUAAUUAACAUGUUAAAGCUAAUGUCCAUAGCAACAUGUUUAAGGAUAUAACGGUUGGAGGAGGACGUACAUGAAACAAGUUAGUAUUUGGUUAGCUUAAAUUAAGCUAGCAGAAGAGGGAACUGUAAUAGCCGCCAUUAUGCCCGCAACAACACCGGCUAACUCGGCUUUACCGCCAACAACUCCCUGUUUUCACCGAGCAGCUGAAACACAGAGUAAAAUCAUGCAUGUAAGAUAUUUUCCCAAUAAACUCACUCCUAGAGUCAUUGCCAAACUUUUAAUGGCGUCUCGCUGUUUGGAGAAGGCGUUGUCCACAACAAACAGGACGACACAGCGUCUCUGAGCAUCAAUGAACACCUUCACUUUACUGACAGAGUCAUGGGAUUAAUUCACCCCCAUAUUCAGCAGGCAGCGUCUCCUCCACAAGACACCAAAGGUUUCACCUACACUAGAACAUGCAAUAAAGGAACCAGCUGCUUCAUCAUACUCAUCACUGUGAACACAUACAGUUGGUUCCCCCUGACAUGGCCUCCUCCCCUGAGCUGGAUGCUGACCCCUUACCGCUGCUUCAGCUACAGGAGGUGGACUCCAGCAAAUCCUCAGAGAGGCCAAGCUCCCCGGGAAUGUAUAGCACCUCUGUGGGCAUGGACAGCCACACCAUCUGCAUCCCCUCACCGUACAAGAACAGUAGCCACGAGUACAACCACGGCCAUGGGCCUCUGACCUUCUACAGCCCGUCUGUGCUGAGCUAUGCUAGGCCGCCCAUCACUGACAGCCCGUCAUCUCUGUGCCCCACCCUUAGCCCAUCGGCCUUCUGGCCCUCCCACAGCCACCCCAACAUGCCUUCACUGACUCUGCACUGCCCUCAGCCUCUCGUCUACAAUGAACCCAGCCCACAUGCAACCUGGCUGGAGCCCAAAUCCCACAGCAUCAACGCCAGCAGCUCCAUCAUCAGCAGUAACAAGCUGCUGGCGAAGAGAUCAGGGGACGGAGAGGAAGGCGUGAACUCCUCCUUGUGUUCAUCCGCAGUGGGGAAAGCCGACAUGCACUUCUGCGCCGUGUGCCAUGACUACGCCUCGGGCUACCACUACGGUGUGUGGUCCUGUGAGGGCUGCAAGGCUUUUUUCAAGAGGAGUAUCCAAGGACACAAUGACUACAUCUGCCCCGCCACUAAUCAAUGCACUAUUGACAAGAACCGACGUAAAAGCUGCCAGGCCUGCCGGCUACGUAAAUGCUAUGAAGUGGGCAUGAUGAAGUGCGGUGUAAGGCGUGAACGCUGCAGCUAUCGAGGAGCCCGACACCGCCGUGGUGGACUCCAGCAUCGGGAGCUCACAGGCAAGGGUUUGGCCAGAGUGGGGCCAGGAUCUCAGGCUCAGCGACAUCACCACCUGGAGGCCCCACUCGGCCCUCUCCCUCAGGCCAGCCAUGCACACAAUUUGGUCAUGAGCCCAGAGGAGUUCAUCUCCCGCAUCAUAGAGGCGGAGCCUCCAGAGAUCUACCUCAUGGAGGACAUGCAGAAGCCCUUCACUGAGUCCACCAUGAUGAUGUCCCUAACCAACCUGGCAGACAAGGAGCUGGUUCUCAUGAUCAGCUGGGCGAAAAAGAUCCCUGGCUUCGUAGAGCUGUGUCUAGCUGACCAGAUCCACCUUCUGAAGUGCUGCUGGCUGGAUAUCCUGAUGUUGGGCCUGAUGUGGAGGUCGGUGGAUCAUCCUGGAAAACUCAUCUUCUCUCCAGACUUCAAACUCAGCAGGGAGGAGGGACAGUGUGUGGAGGGCAUCGUGGAGAUUUUCGACAUGCUGCUGGCAGCCACCUCUCGGUUUCGUGAGCUGAAGCUUCAGAGGGAGGAGUACGUCUGUCUGAAGGCAAUGAUUCUCCUUAACUACAAUCUGUGUACGAGCCCCCCCCAGACAGCCGAGGAGCUGGAGAGCAGGAACAAGCUGCUGCGUUUGCUGGACUCCGUGAUCGAUGCUCUGGUCUGGGCCAUUUCCAAACUGGGCCUGUCGACCCAGCAGCAGACUCUGCGCCUUGGACACCUCACCAUGCUGCUCUCCCACAUCCGCCACGUCAGUAACAAAGGCAUGGACCAUCUGUCCUCCAUGAAAAGGAAGAACGUGGUGCUGGUGUACAACCUCCUCCUGGAGAUGCUGGACUCCAGCACGUUCAGCAGCAGUAGUCAACCGUCAUCCUCGCCAAGCUCUGAAUCUUACACUGACCAGCACCAGCACCAUUUUCCCCAACCCCCGUCUCACCUGCAGCCGGGCUCAGAGCAGACCCUCGCUGACCACACCACUGUGCCUCCACAUGAACCUGCCGAAUCCCAGAUGCUGGACAGACACCUGCAGACUCUGCCCCUCCAGUCCUCUCCUCCUUUUCAGAAUUUAGUGUCGGCUCACAUGGACAGCAACGAUUACAGCCAUCCGAGCACUGGUCAGUGGAUACAGGAGACGCAGGUCCAUCAGUGGAACCAGUAGACUACAUCAUGGCUGAUCGAGUUGCCAUGGAAACUGCCUGAGAAGGGUGACAGGACUAAAAAAAGACUUAACUGAGACUGAACCCUUAAUGGCUCUCCGUCCCCCAAAGAUCGAGAAGAGGAAGAAAAACACACAAAAAAAAAGGAUUUUAAAAAGUGCUUUUGUGAGGUAACAUUUUUUUUCUCCUGUCGAGAUGUUUUUAGUCUUUGGGAAAAAAAGUUUUGAUCGAAUGUAUAUUUUGCGUGCGUUAAUAUCUCUUGUGAAUGUGCACUACAGUCGGUGUUCGCGAGGACAUCGCUGAAUCUCUGCCAGUCAGUUCGAGCUCUUUUUUGAUAUACUGUAUUUGUAUCUCGUUUUUCACCUUGGUGUAACGUCAGAACAAACUACAAUCUGCAGUGACUCACAGAAAGGUGCAUGUAGUCAACACGGUUCACAUCCGUUCUCAUAAGGGUUGUUGGUCAUACAGCUAAAAGAAAAAAGGGGGCGGUGUUUUCUAUCACUGUGGUGUUUUUCUCCUUCACUACUUCUGUGUACUUUGGUGUUUUAAUCUGUGCCUGUUCAUCCAGGAUUUUUCUACUCUCUUUGUACAAACUACAAGUUGCAGUGGAGUCAAGACGCAGCAGUUUGUGGCCUUUUAACACGAUGACUGUUAACACUAGCUUUCUUCUCUGUACAUCUGGUUAAACUAAGGCUGGAUUUACACACUGCAUGUGUGGCACAGAUUUAAUCUAGGAAACACACCUCACCUGUUGGUUUGUGGACUGCUCUGAAGCCUCAGUUUGGCAUUUUGGAUGAGCACCUACACCAUUGUCUGUAUCUGUAUCUGUAUCUGUUCCACAGACUAAAUUAUCUGUAUAAUGUACCUGGAAUGGGUGGGGUUAGAACUGGGUGUGGGUGUGGCUUAAAAUGGAAAUGGGUGGGACCAAACCAGAAGUUAUGUUGAGCCUGUAAUUGAUCAGUUGCUACUUCAUUACUAAUUAUUUAUUAGAAAACUACUUACAGAACAAACACAGGAUUGAGCUACCCAUAUAAGGAUUUUCCUUCAUCACUGGUGCAGAUAUUGACACAUUUUACGUACUCGUAGAAAGUACAUUAUCUGUACCGGAUUCACCAAAAAUUUGUUUAAUUUUUUCUCUUAAACCCCCCAUCAUGUAAAUAUAUCAAACAGAUAACAGUACGCUAUAUUUCGUGCCACAACAUCAGCAUUACCUUCCACAUAAUUUGUUACUUUUGAGCCUGCAUGCCCUGCUCUUACGCAUUCUCCCUCCCAAACACAUCAGCCCGUCCGCGUCUGUCGUUUUUCCAGUCUACUUAACAUGAAACCGACUGUGUUCCCAUGGUAACUGGAAAAUAUGACACCUACAGUAGCUUAUACAAUAGCUGUGUGAGGCACUGAAUUUGAUAAAUUUAGUGUUUUUUUAGACCACAAAUUAGAUAAGAAUUAGCUUGUUAGCACACCCCAUGGAACUCUACCAGCAGCAGCACUGGGUCAAACUUGUGUAACAGCAGCAACAGAAAGUUUGCAGAUCAAGCACACAGCACCAACCAUCAACACAGUCAGCAUGGAGACAUCUGAAGUGGUGUUUUGAACAUACCUACCAAAAUUUACGUGAAUGGGCCAGAUGGUGGAGCUGUAAGGCUGACAUUGGAAAGGUUACGCCCCUCACUCAUUGACCCCGAAUAAUUUGAAAUGUGACACACACGUUCAGCUUAAUAGCUCUACAAAAAUGCCUCUUGGACCAUUGGAUGUUCCGCCAUCUUGAAUUGUUGUAAAACCAGUCAGUUGAAUAGAACUUUUGAAAAAUUGUGAGUUUAUCAAUGCGCACCAUAUAUCUUUUGGUGAAUAUACACCUUUCUAUUACAAAUAAGCAAGAUCGAUCAAAUGAUGAAAGAUCGCCAUUAAUGACAAACCUUGGCAAGGGUGGGACUUGGCAGGAAAUAGGCCAUAACUUGAGUGUCCUUUGAGCAGUCCAGAUUAAACGAAUUAGCAGCUUUGCUACAAUCUGGCAUGUUUACAGAGAUGUUUGAUCAACGUUCAUUAAUGUGCACUGUCCGUAUCCAAAUAAACUAAACUAAACUAAACUAAACAUGAUGGACACCGUAAGUACUAACAUCUGAACGUACAGACCGAGUUUCGUUCAUUUCUGAUAAGGGGGUGAGUGGUGAGAUUUUUUGUGCUGUUAUUAAAAUGCUGCUUACAUUGUAAUGGUGGGACAAGUUUGUGAUUGGUCUGACUCCUUCUUUAGACAAAUAAAAAAGCAGAACGUAUUUUGCUCAGCCUUGUGAAGCUAAAAACCUGCUUCCUUCUGUUGGCUGAAAGGGCUUGAACCCUUGGAUUGACGCUUGCGGCUAUAUUAUUAGUUGUUGCUAUUAUUAUUGAAUCCGAAGUACUUACAGAUUUUCUGUGAACAUUCCCUUUUUGUUUUAGGAAUUAGAUUUGCACAUUGGAAGUUUUGUUUUUGCCCUAUUUAACCUAAUUAAACAUGAUGAAAUUAUCAGUGUCCUUCACAUUGAUUUAUGGACUUCCCCAAAUGGAUACCACAUGAACAAAGAGCUGAAUAUAGUCCAGAACUGGCUGGUUUUGUUGUUCUUGGCUUCACAGACACCAGAAACUGUUGGCUUAAACUUUCUGUCCUCUUACACGUUUAAAGCCUUGUGUUUUAUUUGCUAUGGUGGUUUUGAUUAUGUUCUCAUUAACCACACCACUGUUCUCCUGGAGGAAGAAACCAGUCACUUAUUUUGCACCAUCCAAGUUUGAAUCGCUUUGUUUUGAUCGGGCCAAACAAACUGAAAGAGUCGAUCCUUCACAAAAUUGGAUUUGUCCCCCAAACGCAUCAUUUAGGUCCUUUUUGGACGUCUCCUCGAGAGCUGUACCACUUUUCUGCCAAUGUAAAUCCAGCCUCAGUGCCAGAAUGUCCUACUACUGCUGAUAGACAGAUACAUGUUCACUAUCCUUUCUUUCCUGAUGUCUGUAGCUUGUACAUGCAUGCGCACACACACACACACACACACACACACAUAUUCAUAUCUUGUGCAAGUUUCUGCCUGUCCGUUUUGAGCCUGGGUCUUUCUCUAACCCAGCGAUACCGUAAACACACAACCACAAAUCAUGGCAAACACAGUUUAUUGUCAAUCAAAAAAAAGGACAAUCUAUACAUCCCAUAAAUAAGAGUUCACAAAAUAAAUCAAACUUUACACACUUUUUGUUGUUUGUUUCUGUUUUGCUGAGUGUGAGGUGAGGCUGAGAGUAUGUACAAAUCAGGAUCAAACACUGAAGUUCAAAUCAAAUCACACACACUUUUUAACAUUUAGGAUCCAUAAUAAUAACAUUUAAUGAUCUUUGAUUGUGCAUGUACACAGCUACAUUCA